GUAUAAACAGACGUGAAGGCCCUUCUGUUCACGGACGCAGCGACGAUGUUUGGCGGAGUGGCUCUUGUGGACCUUUCUCCUCUGGAUGGAAGCCCAGUAUCCCUGACACCUCCCCUUGAAGUAACGCAGAAGGCGGCCGAAGGAUGGGACUCCAAAGAGGAACUGCUGGAUCAGGCCUGUGAAGCGAGAGACUAUGAAGCAGUCGGCCGGCUUUGCAUCAUGAGCAGAAGAUCACGUGCUUUAGAGUACAGCAGCAAGGUACCCCAACAACGACAAACAUCAUUUGGCAAUGACCACUCCAUUGCACCGAGGAGUUUGGAGUUACUGGCCUCGAUUUGUGCGGAAACAGGAAAGGCAGAUUGUUCAGAACAAAUUGAACAGUGCACUCCUGCUCUCACAGAGACACUGUCUGAGAACUCGGUCAAUGAACCCAUAAGAAAUGCAGCGGCGACCAUAGCUAAGGUGUGCACAGAUAUGAGACUGCGGCAAAACAGCGAUUCCCCAUCAUCGACAACAAGCAUUAAGGCCUCCACCUGCAGGCAUCCCACCUCCAUACUUCGAAAGAGGCUGAUUAUUGAAAAAGAUGAAAAUGGGCUAACCCAUCAGAGAAAGAGGAAUGACCGAAGGGUCCGCUUUCAGGAGCCAGAAAUCAUCGUGCAUGCUUAUGAAACAGCUGACAACAAGCCUCACUUCGCCUUGCUCACUUGCGUCUUCAUCUUCCUCUCACUGCUUGGGGUGAUGCUGUACUGCGCCGACAGAAGAAGACAUCUAAAAAUGUGUGAGGAGCUGGAAUCCAUGCUGAUUGUUUACUUCCUGCAAGUGAAGCAAGUUGUGUGGGGAUGCUGGCAGUGGCUGAUGAAGCUAUGACUCUGAAUGUGAAUGUUUUUGUCUUCUUCUCUGCUCCCAUUUUUUUUUUUUGUUGUUGUUUUUACUGUGGUCAGACAGAAAGGCACUUGAUUCUUCAGCUACUGUCUCUGCCAUUUGAGUGAGCAGGAGUACGAGGUGCCCCUUGCGCAUCGUCUUGUUACUCUGGAGAUGUAAAUAUUUUUACCGAGCACAAAUCUUGUUUAACAUUAUUCAUGUUACUGUAUAUGUUAGAAGAUGGCUUCCCAUCUGUCAUUCUUAUUUAUGACUGUUUGAAUUUUCUUUUGAUUUUUUUUAAUCUGAAACAUGUUUUCCUUCAGAGAUGAUGCGUCUCUUAUGCAGGGGAAAAAAAAAA
Messenger RNA from Polypterus senegalus (gray bichir), 1219 nucleotides. It is a transcript of the gene c18h14orf180, whose product is annotated as chromosome 18 C14orf180 homolog. Gene Ontology annotation, molecular function: connexin binding. The record is from RefSeq and is a predicted model, not a curated record. The transcript has 7 exons. NCBI's taxonomy places the organism in Eukaryota, Metazoa, Chordata, Cladistia, Polypteriformes, Polypteridae. Gene Ontology annotation, cellular component: trans-Golgi network. Gene Ontology annotation, biological process: positive regulation of Golgi to plasma membrane protein transport. Bases 46 to 867 code for a protein of 273 amino acids.